Clonostachys rhizophaga is the source of this 1737-nucleotide messenger RNA. Lineage: Eukaryota; Fungi; Ascomycota; Sordariomycetes; Hypocreales; Bionectriaceae. The record is from the annotation of a GenBank genome assembly.
AUGGAGCAUCUAGACAACGAGAACGUACUAGCAAUAGUGCGCCCAAAUAACGAGACAAUAUUCUGGCUGGACAACGUUCUUCAAGUCGGACCAGAAUGGAAGACUCCAGGGCUCGUUGACAAAUGUAUUGUCAUCACCCUACAUGAAAGGCCCUUCACCUCCGCUGGAGUCGUCUUUGGAAGGGGCAAAGAUUGUGAAGUGGUCAUCGCGAAAGAGGUGAAGGCGGUUUCUCAGGAUGCUAAAUCUUUCCCAAAAAGACCUCUGCCAGUCGCUCUUAGGCAAGUUCACUUUUCAAUUGGACUGGAUCACAAGUACCGUCUUGUUGCCCGAGACUUGACCGAUGGCCAGGGCAUACGAGUAAUAUACGGCAAAUGUGAAAAUACGACCGACGUCCACAAUGCCGAGUGGAUACUGGCAGGGCCUGGUGUCCCGGUCAGGUACAGAGAAAGCCAACUCGAGCCGUGGCGGUUGAGAAUCGUUGUUCAAGACGAAACGAUUUUCGAUAUACUCCCUGGCAAGGCCCUUCAGGGCCUUCAGGCGCGAGACAUGCAGGCACAACUGUUCAGGCAAGGGAAGGACCCCAACGGUCCAUUGUCGCGGCAAGUGCCUAUUACAGUCCCAAGGUACUUGAAUGACGGGCGAUCGAUCGAGACCGAUGUUGGAAAAGGCGGCUUCGGUGUCGUGAAGCACUGCUGGAACCCCUUCACAAGCAAACAAUAUGUGGUGAAGCGUCCGGAUCCGGAGUGGACGUUUAAUAGGGGGCAGUGGAAGCAGGAGGCGCGGGUUAUGGACCUGGCUCGACAUCCUCACAUUGUCGAGUUCAUGGGCGGCGCAGACUUCGACACGACUCCGUGCAUCGCCAUGGAGCACGUGGCGCUUGGCGCAUUGCGAGGCCAUACAGGCAUCACACGUAUCGAAGCCCUGAUAAUUCUUCGACAAUGCACGUCAGCGUUGUCGUUCCUCCACGGCCACCAACCUGCUAUCAUCCACAGGGAUAUCAAACCCCAUAAUAUCCUUGUUCAACAGAGAGGUGAAGGAGGACCAAAUGGCCACAUUGUGGUCAAGUUGUGCGACUUUGGCCUCGCCCGCGAGAUGCCGCGUGAAAAAAUCACGUCGAAGCCAGGUUCGCUGCCAUAUGAACCGCCGGAGUAUCAUCCAGUGGGUGGCUGUCAACCGUCGCUUGGCGUGAUGAUAGACAUAUGGUGCCUAGGGCUCGUGACCUUUGAACUUGUCAGUGGCAUUAAGCCUGUCCACACUGCGGAAGUGUACAAAAAGAAACAAGUCGGCAUCAGGAUGGGAAAGCCGAUGCACGACAAGAUAGUGGGGGACCUACACCGAUUUGCCGACAAUAACAACCAAGGCGACUUCACAAUUCUCAAGAAGAUGCUCGCUAUCAAUCCUGACGAUCGGAUCAGCGCCGAGGUGGCCCACAGACUGGCUGAGGGGAUGGACAUCUCCGCGUUCACAGCGGCGCAAACUGUCGUUGCUACGGCUACGGCUACGGCUACAGCUACAGUUCCAGCUACGGCUACAGUUCCAGCUACGACUACAGUUCCAGCUACGGCUACAGUUCCAGCUACAGUUCCAGCUACGGCUACAGCUACGGCUACGGAGCCUAACACUGUGGUAGGCCAAGCUCAGCCCUUGGUCGAUCAAGUAGACCAAGGCGCCGCGAAUGACAUGAGGACGUUGUCGAUUGCAGAGCAACGACCGGCCAAAAGGAAGAGGGGGAACUGA